AUGAGAUUCCAGGCAGAGGGCACAACACAGGCAGAGGACUUAAUGAUGAAAUGCCAGGUAAAGGACAUAACAUUGUAUUACGACGAGAUUCCAGGCAAAGAGCAUCACGACGAGAUUCCAGGCAGAGUGUAUCACGAUGAGAUUCCGGGCAGAGGGCUUAACGACGAGAUUCCAGGCAAAGGACAUAAUGCAGGCACAGGGCAUCAUGACGAGAUUCCAGGCAGAAGGCUCAACGACGAGAUUCCAGGCAAAGGACAUAAUGCAGGCAGAGGGCAUCACGACGAGAUUCCAGGCAAAGGACAUAAUGCAGGCAGAGGGCUCAACGACGAGAUUCCAGGCAGAGGGCUCAACGACGAGAUUCCAGGCAGAGGGCUCAACGACGAGAUUCCAGGCAAAGGGCUCAACGACGAGAUUCCAGGCAAAGGACAUAAUGCAGGCAGAGGGCAUAAUGCAGCCAAAGGGCCAAGUCCUGUCUUACACAAACCUGGCACCUGCCCUACGGCCCUCGGCCAGUGCACCACGUUUGACACCACGAACCACUGCACCAAUGACCUUGAGUGUCCAGGGCCCGAGAAGUGCUGUGAGGGCCCUUGUGGGAUGAGUUGCGUGGUGCCAGACCUGUCGUGA
Molecule: messenger RNA, 627 nt
Organism: Elephantulus edwardii (Cape elephant shrew)
Lineage: Eukaryota; Metazoa; Chordata; Mammalia; Macroscelidea; Macroscelididae
Product: complement C1q and tumor necrosis factor-related protein 9-like
Exons: 2
Coding region: 1-627 (208 amino acids)
Cellular component (GO): extracellular region
Molecular function (GO): peptidase inhibitor activity
Source: RefSeq, a predicted model, not a curated record